AUGGCUCAAUUCAAUGGUACCAACCCAUUCCCUACCCACGGCGUGCCUUCAAACAGUGGUACUCUCUUGGAUGAGUUCUUUCCUGGCUUUGGCCAGGCUUCGGCUUUCAUUGGACAGUUUGUAGCUGGCAAUCUUUCUGGCUAUGCACAGCUCCUGUGUCUGUGCAGUGUCCUGUCGUUCGUGGGCAGGUACAUCAAUAUAUUGGUCAGAUGGAUCCGAGAAAACUUCACUUCUACGAUUCACUUGCAGCGCUCAAGCGAAUCAUAUGAUAUGCUUUUGGGCUGGAUUUCCUUAAACGACCUUGGUUCUUUGGCUCGUUCUUCAGUCGCGCGUGUUGGCGCGGAAGGGAAGACACCCCCUGACCAUUUCAUCGCUAAGAAAAAGCCACUACACUUCUCGCCUUGGAAAGCAAGCUUCUUGUUCUGGUACAAUUCCAACCUGCUACUCUUCCGCAGCACAUUGAAAGAAACUGCUUUUCGCCAAGAGGAAGAGAUAUCGCUUACCUGUCUUGGCCGAACUUCGAAGGUCAUACAAGCGUUUCUGGCGGAGUGUAGACUUGAAUACUUGCAGCGAAUCGAAAACAAGACUACCAUUUUCGAGCAUUCUGCAGAACGAUGGAGACGUACUACUGCCAUCAAUGCUAGGCCGAUGUCCACUGUUCUAAUCAGUGAUCAUGAGAAGCAGUCAUUAAUCAGUGAUGUCGACAAAUUCUUGGCUGAGGAGACCCAGAAGUGGUAUUCAGCCCGUGCUAUACCUUAUAGACGAGGCUACCUGCUCUACGGACCUCCAGGCACCGGAAAAUCAAGCCUGAGCCUUUCUAUUGCUGGCCACUUUGGUCUAGACAUAUAUGUUCUCAGCAUAUCAAGUGUUGAUGACGAGACGCUCAAGACACUUUUCGCACAAUUGCCUCAACACUGUGUUGUUCUUCUGGAGGAUGUGGAUGCCACAGGGGCCAGUAAUUGUCGUGGCGUCAAGGCUCAUAAUGCGGCGACACCAAAGGCGGUCACUCUUUCAGGGCUCCUGAACGCACUCGACGGUGUAGCAUCCCAAGUGGGUAGGGUUUUGAUCAUGACGACUAAUCAUAUCGAAAAGUUGGAUGAAGCACUGAUUAGGCCGGGUCGGGUCGAUAAGGUGCGAUUCCAGCUUGCAGAUCACGACGUUCUCCUUCAACUGUUUCACUUUGUCUUUGCCAGUACAGUGAAACACCAAUCUUCGGAUACAAUGGAGCGCUUAGCAGACGACUUUGCGAAGAACAUCCCAACGCUAAGUUUCAGCCCUGCGGACGUAUUAUCGUUCCUCUUAGAGCAUCGGGAUAGCCCAAGUAGCGCAGUGAUAAAAGCUCGGUCAUGGGCCACUCGUGCUCUAGAAGAACGAGUUUCGGACAGUGCAUGUUUGCCCGAAGAUACCAAGUCGAACGGGCAUUGA
This is a messenger RNA of Truncatella angustata, 1425 nucleotides long. RefSeq names its product putative mitochondrial chaperone bcs1. Lineage: Eukaryota; Fungi; Ascomycota; Sordariomycetes; Amphisphaeriales; Sporocadaceae. Gene Ontology annotation, molecular function: ATP binding; ATP hydrolysis activity. Bases 1 to 1425 code for a protein of 474 amino acids. Gene Ontology annotation, biological process: mitochondrial respiratory chain complex III assembly; protein insertion into mitochondrial inner membrane from matrix. Gene Ontology annotation, cellular component: mitochondrial inner membrane. The transcript is spliced from 2 exons. The record is from RefSeq and is a predicted model, not a curated record.